GGCUGAUUUUUUUUGUAGUUUUAUUGAAUGUUUGUCCCCUUAUUUUGUGUGUGUUGUGUUGCUGUAGCGGUUUGAUGACGUGUUUCCGCUUCGGUCAUGGCGCGAUUUGAAGCGGGGCAGCAGCGCGAGACACUUGGACGUAAGAUGAUGUCAGUGGGUCGAUCUGAAGAUGAUGGUGUUGAUGAUCCUCAUCUUCAUCAGUCGUCUGUUCCCGCUCUGACGCGUUCCUGGCCGCCGUCUCCUCUCUCAGCACUGUCGUCGUCUAGUCAGGUCACCGCUCGUCUCUACAGCUCGUUACAGCACAGCCGAGAGCAGGAGGUCAAAGGUCACGCGGCCAGGCAGGUGUCGUUCGCUCUGUCUUCUCCUGAUCUCACUGCUGUCAGGAUGACUGCAGCCACGCCCCCUCUCCUCUCUAAUAGGCUGGAGGACCUCAGCCUGGACUCCACCUCCUCACGUGAUGCGAUUGGCUCAGGAGUGGAGGGGGUGGAGUCGGAGUCAGAUGCGGAUGGAGAGAUGGACCUUCAUCUACAGAACAGCCUGAGCAGAUCAACACAGCUGACGGUAGGGGAUAGACAAUAUCGUUUGAGCGGCAGGAAGCACAUAGAGGAAAUGGAGAAUGUACGGACACACUUACAGUCCAUACUGAGAAACACACAGAGUGCUGCAGGUAGACAUGAGUUUCUGGGCCUUGGAUCACAGCACUUGCUGGAUGAUUCACACGAGAGCGACACCACGUCACACCUGCUCAGUGCGGGGUUGUCUGUGGGCGGUGUGGAGGAGCUGUUCCCGCGUUAUUCCCGUCUUCACGCAGACACGAGCGGCGUUGCUUCAGAGCUGCAGGUGUUGAGAGACAGUCUGGACAGAGAGCGAGAGCGCCGGAAGGUGUGUGAGCAGCAGGUGGCGUCUCUCCACAGUAAAGUUCUUCAGUUUCAGCAGCAGUUAACACUCGCUGUGGCCGCCGACCGCAAGAAAGACAUCAUGAUCGAACAACUCGACAAGACGCUGGUGAAGGUGGUCGAGGGCUGGAAGAGACAUGAUCAGGAACGAAAUGAGGAGAUGAAACGCCUGCAGGAGGAGAAGGAGAUGGCAGAGAGAACACACAACACACACAAACAGGCUCUGUCUCGUGUCGAGCAGAAUCUCUCUCAGGUGGAAGAAACACUAAACCAGGAGCAGAAACACAAGCAGGAGCUGCAGAAGACCAACAAACGCCUGGAGCAGGAGGUGCGUGAGCUCCACGUGCGUUUGGAGGAGCUCCAGCAGGAGGAGCAGAAGCUGCGCAGAGACGCAGACAGACUCCGAGAGCAGCUGCACAAACUGCAGGCCGAGUCACGUGACACACGGACACACGCACAGGAACUCCAACAGCAGCUCGCACACGCCACGCAGCAGCUGCACACACACACGGAUCAGGUCAAACAGGAAGCGGCUGCGCGUGAAGAGGCGGAGAACAGGACGCGGGAGAUACAAGAAGAGCUGGAGCAGAUCAGGAGAGACAGAGACACACUGAGAGUCGACCGAGCGCUGGAACAGACGCGGUUCGAGGCGCAGAAGUCUCAGAUGGAGGCGGAGUUUCGUCUGUCGUUGGAGCGUCAGAUCAAUGAGAGACUGACAGCCAUACAGGAGGAGAACACGACACACAACGCACAACUACGACAACAACACAGGAAGCAGUUGCUGGAUCUGAGUGCGCGGCACGAACGAGAGCUGGCGGCUCAGCUGGAUCAGUUCAGAACACAGUUACAGGAGAAAGACGACAAACUGCAACAGCUCACACAGACCUACCAACACAAACUGUCAGAGAUGCAGGAAGAGCUGGUUUCCAUGGCAGCGUCUAAAAGGAAGCUGGAGACGCAGAGGGAGGAGCUUGUGUGCCGCCUGCAGGGAAUGAUGCGCUCCCAUUGGGCGGAGGCUUUACGGCUGUUGACCAAUCAGGAACAGAUGGAGAGUCUUUUAUCACCCGUCCCUCAGUGGGAAGCGUCCAAACCAUCCUCUUCUCCUCCCAGGAGUGACACACAUGCGUCAGCAGCUCCGCAGGCCGUGGUUUUGCAUCUGUCCAGAGAGAAGGAGCGAGAGACGAGAGCACAGAAAGAAAUGAGCUCACACUCAGAGUUUGGACUGUUGAACUACAGCACUUCAUUCUGUCCACUGGAGCCAGUGCUGGAGCACACGGAUAUGACAGCACUCAGUGACUGCAGUGGAUUGUGGGUCAGGCCUGCGUUCUCAGAGAACGAAACGCUGAAAGAGAUGAACCAGGGGACGAGAGAAACACAAAUGAAGCAGAUUCUCAAUCUGAAUCACAGUCAGUGUGAACCCAAUCAGAUCAGAGCGAGACAGAAGCAGAGCCACGCCCCCACAGACACGCGGACCAAUCACAGCUCCAGCGCCGAUAGUGGGCUGGGCAGGGGCGUGGCUUCUGGACUGUGGUACGGUAGUGAUUCGGAUAAAGCUCCGCCCAUCAGAGAUGAAGCUGUGCACAGCAGGACGAGAGUUUCCUCUCUUAAUGACGACAGACAGAGUGAGCUGCAGUAUUACGUGUCAAAGCUGCUGGAGCGUUCCCCUGGCGACCCUGUGGACGAGCCAAUCAGAGAGCACAAACAUGAGACCGAGCGUCACAUGAGCGACCUGAGAUCAAACCCGGAGCAGAAACCAGAUCAGCGUGACAAACAAGAGGUGUGUGUGUCGUCUCAGCGGGCUCCGUCUCGAAGCGUCCAGAGCAGGAGAUCAGUGAGCCGCAGAGGAGGAUCUCAGAAAGUCUGGAGAUGAAACGCCUUCUUUUUACUCAUUUAUUUAUGCGCUUUAUUAUAUUUGAAAUAAAAACUC
This is a messenger RNA of Labeo rohita (rohu), 2823 nucleotides long. RefSeq names its product centrobin, centrosomal BRCA2 interacting protein (gene cntrob). The transcript is spliced from 20 exons. Gene Ontology annotation, cellular component: centrosome; centriole. NCBI's taxonomy places the organism in Eukaryota, Metazoa, Chordata, Actinopteri, Cypriniformes, Cyprinidae. Gene Ontology annotation, biological process: mitotic cytokinetic process; centriole replication; centrosome separation. The record is from RefSeq and is a predicted model, not a curated record. Bases 97 to 2766 code for a protein of 889 amino acids.